CCAGUGCAUGGCCUGGCCGGGACGGCUAGUAAUUCUUAUUUUGUAAAACUUAAGAAACAAAAAUUGAAAUAAUCUUUUAUUUUCAGGCUGUUCCAUGCGCAAUGCACACAAAAACCUAAUCUACGUAGUCCCAUACUCUGACCACUCCUCCUACCCAGAACUGAUGAAGUUUGUUGCCAUGCUAAGGCCUGUCGUGGUAUAUCCUAUUGUUAACACACGUCGAGGUCCAAAUGGGGAAGAUUUUUCUGAUAGGAUUGAUAUGCAAUGUUUUAACAAAUUUCUCUCCCCCAAGCCUGUAAACAGUGUGGCCAUCACAGGUUGGGACCCUAGCACGGUAUGUGGUGUACAAUACCCAGCUCCUAACAAUGUUGUGACUUCUGGAUUGUCACUAGACUACAUUGUAUGGAAAAAUGCAAGACGUCGUCGUAAGUUAAGGUAUCAAGAACUCGGAAGAAAAAGGAGAAAGAAAGGAAUAUAUUAUACUGACGAGAUAUUGUCAGAUAAUGCACGCAGCGACAAUGGCCAAAGUAUGCAACAGAUGGCCCAUAUAAUCAACACUGGUAGUGGCCAAAGUAUGCAACAGAUGGCCCAUAUAAUCAACACUGGUAGUGGCCAAAGUAUGCAACAGAUGGCCCAUAUAAUCAACACCGGUAGUGGCCAAAGUAUGCAACAGAUGGCCCAUAUAAUCAACACUGGUAGUGGCCAAAGUAUGCAACAGAUGGCCUGUACAGACUACAUUGUGAUUGACUAAAGAUUCAUUUACCAUGAGAUGAAGUUUGUCUUUAGAAUUUUUAGUAAUAAUUCAAAAGAUGGCCCUCCGUCUGCUCAACGCUGCCGUCUUUACUAGCCCUGAUACAAUAAAAGUAAUGGUAGUGAUAAACAAUCUAAUUAAUCUAAUUUAAUUGUACCCUACCUUGAUUGAAAGAUAAAACCCAUUUUGCGGUUAGAUGAAGAAGUAAGUGUUUUCCUAUACGCACACCAGACUUACAGACAACCAGGAACAAAAGAACAACUAAGUAAGCAGUCUUUAACACUUACAUUCGACCAUAUCAUUUUAUUAUUUUUGAUAAUCGGAGCAAUUAAGCGCAAGUGGGCGUCUUCAUAAUUUAUGACAAGGCUA
Physella acuta is the source of this 1120-nucleotide messenger RNA. RefSeq lists its product as uncharacterized. The record is from RefSeq and is a predicted model, not a curated record. NCBI's taxonomy places the organism in Eukaryota, Metazoa, Mollusca, Gastropoda, Physidae. Gene Ontology annotation, biological process: double-strand break repair via nonhomologous end joining; interstrand cross-link repair; telomere maintenance. Gene Ontology annotation, molecular function: damaged DNA binding; 5'-3' DNA exonuclease activity.